AGCACUUCGUUUUGCGUGAUUCAGUGUAAUUGAUCGAAGUGAUGUCGAGAACAGUCGAGGAAUUUAUCGAAUGCAGGGUUUUGGAGGAAUGGUCCAAAUGUUUUGCAGAGGGAUUACUUGACAAAUCACUCCAAGAUCACUGGAGGAACUUCAUCCCUAUAAUUCUUCCACCUUCUGUGGAAACAGAUGCAGUGAAAGUGGACCGCCGAUUGAAGAAAUUUGUUCUGUCACCAAUGGAAAAAUUCUUAUGUGCAGGCGACCCAGAAACAAUAUUUAAACUACUGAAGGAAAAGGACCAGCCUCCUCAGCUCUGUGGGCAUGUUUUCAAAAUGGGGGAACCUACAUACACAUGUCGUGAUUGUGGUGUUGACCCAACCUGUGUACUCUGUAUCCAGUGUUUUCAAAAGAGUGACCACAGAAGACAUAGGUAUCGGAUGAGUACAUCAGGUGGAGGUGGAUACUGUGACUGCGGUGACAAAGAAGCUUGGAAGACUGCUGCCUUCUGUCAUAUUCAUGCCGAGGGAUUAGAAACCCAAGUAGAUCAUGACCCUGUUUCAACACUACCUGCUGACCUAAGAGAAAGAGCAGAGCAAUUGUAUGGAAUUUUACUGCAGUACAUUUUGAAGUUAUUGAGAUGGGAGACUGAUGAAUGUGCUGACAAUUUGCCAAGAGGUUUACAACCUGAAGAGCCUGAUAAUACCUUUGUAACUAUGUUGUUCAAUGAUGAAGUCCAUACGUAUGAACAGGUCAUUUCCACAUUGAUGAAAGCAAUUGAGUGUUCAAAGAAGGAGGCUACCAACUUCGCUACAGUUGUGGAUCGUGAGGGGAGAAGUGCAAUUAAGAUUGGGAACUACGAGGAAUGCAACAAAGCUAAGGAUGUUAUUGAGAGAACAACAACUCGACAAGGUGGAAAACGUCUCAAGGUACUCGUUAUGAGGUCUUCAAUUGUCUCUCAUCAGCUGUUUGCGGUUAAGUUACUUGCUUGGUUACAAGAUAUCACCUCGAAGGCUGAUGGUCUCCGGAAUCUCUUUUGCCGUGUUGCCUUGGAAGUGAAGGAUGGACAAUCAGUGAUGGAAAGGAUGCUCCUCCUUGACACAAACCUUUGGAAAGUUGCUAGAAUCAACAGUCAUCAGCUCUUCAUGGCAGGUGUUCUCAUGGAGCCAGAAUGCAAGAAAAAAUUCGCAAUGCUUUAUACUCAGCUUUAUCCAAGAUUAAUCAAAGACUUCAUACAAGAUGAUCAUGACCAUUCUGUUUGUGUGGUCUCUGAGUCCGUGCAGAUAUUCACCGUCCCAACACUGGCUCGGAUGUUGAUCACGGAUUACAAUCUCAUCAGUGUGCUACUCAGAGCUUUCCUGGAAGAAUGUAAACCAAAGAUAGGAAGAGAUGGCAAGUUUGCAUUUGAGCGCAGUGAGAGAAAUCAAGGCUUCCGGAGGGCACAGUAUGUGAUGUACGAUGUCAAAUAUGCACUUACCUGUAAGCCUACCCCAGAAGAAUGGAAUGAUAGUCUCAGGAGGAACUUCAUGGAUGGAUUCAGUGUCUUAUUGGAUUUGCUCAAGUGUAUGCAGGGUAUGGACUGUGUGACGAGACAAAGUGGCCAGCAUCUCGAGUUUGAACCAGAAUGGGAAGGUGCAUUUAACCUUCAACUCAGGCUCAAUGACAGCUUAACUCUGUUUCUUGAUUGGUGUGGAACUGAUCGUCAGGUGUUGAUACAAGCAUACAAUAAAUGCCUGAGGACGCUCAGCCAGUGCAGAGACCAAUUAGACCAGUACAAGAGAGAAAUGGUAAAUGUUGGUGGUCAUGAAGCAAAUGUGAUCAGGUAUGAUGUUUCCACUCAACCUGUUUCCAUUCAUUUACCUGUGAGUCGCUUGUUAACUGGUUUACACCUUUGCCUGGAAAAGUUUGGUAUGACAUUCUUCAGUCCAGAAAUGAAUCAAAGUGAACUCAGUCCUGUCGAUUUGAUUGAACCACCCCUCCGUACCUUGGUGAUGAUUGCCCAGACCCAGGCGGGCAUGUGGAGGCGAAAUGGAUACUCACUGCUGAAUCAGAUCUUCUUCUACAGUAAUGUGCGCUGCCGUGGUGAAAUGUAUGACAAAGAUGUGGUGUUAUUACAAUCUUGUGCAGCAAUGAUAGAGAGCAAUGAGUUUGUUAUACAUCUCUUGAAUAAGUUCGGUCUACUAGUUUGGAUUAGGGAAGAAUAUGACAAUCCUGGUGGCUCAUCUCCUGAAGACCCCGUUCGGCAGACUAUCAUCUUGGCUGAAGAAUUCUUGAACCUGCUCAUUAUUCUCAUUGGCGAACGUUACUCCUCUGAAGUUGGUGAAGUUACUGCGACUGAGAUGACAAAGAGAGAAGUAAUUCAUCAGCUCUGUAUCACCCCCAUGGCUCACAGUAAUCUCAGUAAGGCUCUCUCAGAGGAUGAUGAAGUUGCAUUUGAUUCUGUAAUUGGGGAUGUUGCAGAAUUCAAAAAGCCUACGGGAUCUGGCAAGGGUGUUUUUGUGUUGAAGGAUGAGUACUACACCGAGUAUAAUCCAUACUUCUACCAUUACUCUCGCUCAGAUCAAACAAAGUCUGAAGAGCAGCAGAGGAAGAGGAAAAAGCUUGCGAAUGAGGACCAGGCGUUGCCACCUCCAGUUCCACCACCUUUCAUCACCUCCUUCAGUCCAGUCAUCAAUAUUUUGACCUGUGAUGUCAUGAUUUUCAUCAUGAAGCUCAUCCUAAUGAGAACGGCUGCUACACGGUCAAGGUCAUGGUCUGAAAAUCAGUUUGAGAAAGUGCUGCAUUUGAUUGGACUUGCUCUUCAUGAAGAUAAGAAAUCCUAUGAUAAGGGAGAGGGAGCAUUCUGCUUUAUUGAGAAGGCAACAAGAGGUGAAGGGAACCUCCUGAAACUUCUGGAAUCUCUUGUUGGCCAUCCGAAUCUGUCUCAUGACGCCCACAAGGAUUUGUUGACAUGGAUCAUGAAGAAAUUCUCAGUUGUACGAAAAUUAAAAGAUGUGUCAGUUUCAAUGGAGACUGUUCAUGCAACAGCUGCAGCUCUGGAUGAAAAAGCUGAAAAAGUGAGAAGAAAGAAGGCAGAUGUGGCUGCAAAGAGACGAGCAAAACUCAUGGCUCAGAUGUCAGCUAUGCAAAAAAACUUCAUCAAGGAAAAUGCUGAACUGUUUGAAAAGACAAGCACAGAGUUUUUGUCUGCAUCUGCUAGCUCUGCUAUGGAUAUCAGUGAACCCAUUGGUUUCCAAGUAGCCGUUGGUGCAAAGCGCAGCCCUGGUGUUGUUACUGGCAUUACACAAGCAACCUGUAUCCUGUGCCAGGAAGAGCAAGACAUAUCUUUUAGUGAUAGAGCUAUGGUACUAGCUGCUUUUAUUCAAAGGUCGACAGUGUUGUCAAGGAGCCCAGGCAAGGUGAUAGAGAAUGGAUAUGAUUUUGACCCCCUGUUCAUUGAGUCUGACCUAUUCUGUGGCACCCAUACAAGCACCUGUGGGCAUGUGAUGCACUCUGACUGCUGGCAAAGACUCAUUGAUUCUGUGCUGACUCAAGAAAGAAGACGAAUGUUUCGAUUUCGUCAUCACCCCAGUUUUGAUAUUGACAAAAUGGAAUUCCUCUGUCCACUGUGUGAGACGAUAAGCAACUCUGUGAUCCCCAUUAUCCCUCCACUACAGAUGCUUUCAGACGACCUAGAAGAGAAGAGAGGAGUGGAAUUGAGUUUCAAUAACUGGAUUGAUGGACUUCAGAAAACAGUUGAGGCAAGUGUAAGGGAAGCUGUUGAAAAGGAAAAGGAAGAAGAGUUAUUCCUGCUGCAACCAUGUCCAUUACCAACCGUGACCAAAAUGAUGGCAGACAGUGUGGCCAAGAACUUCCAAGCCCUCUAUGAGUAUGUGUUGGAGCCAAGGGGGCACUUCAGUGAUACAAUCAAUGAAAUGAUCAGAAAGUUCAGCAGGGAUGCUUAUUCAGUUGGACUUGAUGUAAAUCCAGAUGAUGACAACCACAGGGUACCUGUAAUGGCCUGGUCAACAUGUGCUUACUCUAUUCAAGUCAUAGAGCAGUGUCUCAGAGCCGAAGGAAAACCAUUAUUUGGCUCAAUGAGUUCACGUCAGACAGACUGCCUUUGUGCCCUAGUACGUCUUGGUGCUGUGGUUGGUCAGGUUGUUCAGCCAGAUGAAGUCAGGAAACACUGCAUCAGGUUGUUGACAGCUCUUUUGCCCACCAGUGACUUCAAACCAAAAAAUCCUGCUCCGUGUGUUCUGGCUUUUGACAUGUUCCACCACUUCGCGCAGCUGUGUUUUUCUGUGCCCACUUUGUAUGGAGAGGAGCAAUGGCCUGGUGUGGGGGUGCUCCCAACUGGUGGCCUCAGUGAUCAACAUCUGCUAGAGUUGACGAUGACAGCUCAUGUAGUGCAGAUCAUGCUUGGAGCGGACUUUAAUGAAGCAGAAUCUAUGGAAGUGGAAGGCGACGAGGAAUGCGAGCCUCUUAUGAGAAUUUUCACAAAAGUACGCCAGUUAGCAGGGCAAGAUGUUUCCCCCACCAUCCGUCCUUGGCAACUCCAUACUUACCUCAGACAGGCUUGUGCACCAUUCCUUCGAUGUGCUGCCCUCUUUUUUCAUAACUUGACUGGUGUUUCACCACCAUCAGAAUUUCAAGAGAGUUCAGUGGAGCAGUUUGAAACCCUCUGUCGAUAUCUUUCCCUGCCAGCCAAGCUUUCAGCAUUAUUCGAUGAGAGAGGAGAUCUCAUCAAAAAGUUAGUGGAAAGUUGGUGUAGUGAUACCAGAGUGAAGGCAAUAAUAAGAUCUGGGAAGGUUGUGCAGUAUCCGAUGAGUGUUAAUCGGCUGAUCCCUCUACCACAUGAUUACAGUGAUAUGGUCAACGAUGCAGCCACAUUCAGAUGUCCUCAGUCGGAUGAUGACAGUCGUGCGCCUACACAAUGCCUGGUUUGUGGGAAGAUGGUGUGUUCGCAGAGUUACUGCUGCCAGACUGAGAUGGAGGGCAUCCAAGUGGGUGCAGCCACAGCACAUGCACGUACCUGUGGCGCCGGUGUUGGUCUCUUUCUUCGAGUGCGGGAAUGCCAGAUUCUGUUGUUAUCAGGGAAAACAAAGGGUUGCUUCUACGCUCCCCCAUAUUUAGAUGAUUAUGGAGAGACCGACCAAGGGUUAAGGCGAGGAAACCCACUACACCUAUGCAGUGAUAGUUACAAGAGGCUGCAUAAACUUUGGUUGAGUCAUGCCAUACCUGAGGAAAUCACCCACUGUCUGGAGUCCAACACCAGCUUGAUGAGCCUUGACUGGCAACAUAUAUAAUAGAAAUAUUGUCAUGCUGCUGACUGCUAAUCCAUAUGCAAAUACAAGUGAAUACGCAAACCAUGAGAUGUAAGAAUUGUAGGAAAUAAAGACAUGGGGUAUACAAUGUGCAGUGGAGGGAAUAAAACAAAAUAUCGAAAAUAUAUUUAUGUUCACCACACCACUGGGCAACUGGUUAUCACAGAAAUACUUUCUUCUUCUUUGGGAUAAAUUCCUUUGGAAGACGAAUUGAAUUAGUCAAAACUCUUACAUUUCAUUGGUUUUGAAGUAUUUUGAACUCAUUGGUUCGGCGAGUCUAUGGUGGUACAGUGUCCAUCAUUCGCCGUCAUCAGUCAAGGAAAACUUCGGACAUUGGCACGUUUUCAAGUUUCUUAACUGCUAGGGCUGUGAACGCUAUGCUUCCACAUCUCAACAUGUUGACAAUUUUAGGUUCAAGUGAUGCACUUUUCGCAUUGAACAGUAAGUCAGUCUCGUUAAACAGUCAAUCACCAAAUACCUGUCAUUGAUAUAUCUAAACAAGCUAAAUAAUCUGCAUCAAUCUUUUUUUUAGCUUUAGGCCUGCCUACUUUUAAAGGUCACAGGGGGAAAAAAUUGUUAGUUCUUCAAAAGUCCAUUUGACUUACUUUUCAGAUGUAAGUAGAGUCUAGCUCAUAUCAACAUCAACACCUACAACUAAUGAUUCAAUGUGGUUUGCACAAGGUUGUUGCAAAUGUUGUUGUCUGUAUGAUCGUUAAGAUCACUAUGAAGUGCAUUAUUCUUUUCAUUAUGUAAUCAUCAAUUUAUAAUGGUGUUGUAGUACAGGGAAAAUAAGACUGCCUGAUCUGUUUUCUUGUUAAUAUCUUACACUGGUUCUGAAAUAACAGACUUUUUGUGGUUAAAUAUCAAACCUGAAUAACUCCUAUUUGUGGCCCGUCACAGCAAAACCAGGCGCAUGUUGCUCUGAGCUUGGCAGGUUGAGACUGAGUUUUUAUUACCCCUCAGUCCAAAUGGGCUAGAGGGGUAUUGUCGUCAGGUGCGCGGUCCGUCAAUUUCAUUUUUGGUAUGUACAAUGGGGGUGACUAGAGGAAGGUUCCUUUCGAAAACGGGCUUGUUCCAUUUAUCGAUAUGGCCACCAGGGCGGCGUGUUUGAAAUUGGUUUCCGUCAAUUUCGAGGAGAACCGUUCGUCCGAUCAAAUUCAUUUUUGUAUGUACGUUGGGGGUGACUAGAGCGAGGUUCCUGUCGAAAACGGGCUCGUUCCGAUUCUCAAUAUGGUCACCAGGGCAACGUGCUUGAAAUCGGUUUCCGUCAAUUUCGAGGAGAACCGUUCGUCCGAUUAAAUUCAUUUUUGGUAUGUACGUUGAGGGUGACUAGAGCGAGGUUCCUGUCGAAAACGGGCUCGUUCCGAUUCUCAAUAUGGUCACCAGGGCAACGUGCUUGAAAUUGGUUUCCGUCAAUUUCGAGAAGAACGGCUUGGAGGAUGGAAUCAAUUUUUAGUGGGUGAAGGCCUAAUGCAGUAUUGUAAGGGGAAGGUUCCUUUCGAAAAUCAGCGCGAUUCGAAAUUCAAUAUGGCUCACAUCCUCAAAAUAGGUUUCCACAAUUUUAAUUUCCAUAUGCAAACUAGCCACUCCACUAAGCCAACUUCACCAUUAUCUCACCUUCAACCUUAAUAGGCUGAGGGGUUAUGCUCACUUUGCAAUGCUAUUUUUCAUUUUCGAUUGUCUGCCUUUUGUGAAAUAUGAGCACAUCAAUUUCUUCCAAUAUCUCCUAUUGUCAUUUAGGCUCAUCUUCUGUGCGACAUGGGCCCGGUUUUGAUGUGACGGGUCACAUUUGUGGUGACUACCGACACUCUCCCACUGCACAAGGCUACCCUCCCAAGGAAGGUUAUGGGGUUGGUCACACAGAAUUAUUUCCACAUAAUCAUACACCACCAGCAAGAUUAUACAAAGAAUAUUCUUUAUAUUCUUGCUAAAACACAUCUAUCUAACUGCCGUAGGAUUGUAAUAAGUGACAUGUCCAGUUACAUCACGGUGUCAAUAACCCCAAUGAAGGUAUGCCCAUGAAUGGGAUAAUUAUGUCCAUCCUUCAUUGAAUGAGGUUUGAAGUGUUGUGCAAUAAUUGGAAUACUAAAAGGAAUAACCUAUCAUUAUUAACUUGUCUUUGUUUUUUUACACAGGGCCCUAAAUGUAUAACAUGGCAGAGUGCAUGUUGAAGAGGUGGAAGCUUGGGGGCAGAUUUCAAAGGUCAAUAGAAAAGUAUCUAUCGCAUAUUGAUAUUUUUGCAGAAAAAGCAUGAUUGCUCGAAACAAAGCUAAGAUAUCAACAUCAAAACACCCAAAAAAGUCUUAGUUCUUGCUGUACUACAACCACGGUCGAUAACUGUAGCGGUUUAGCAACCAAAUGUACGGUUCAGCGAACUGCCGCUUAUGCACUCUAGCAGACAACGAGAGUUGAAAAUCAGUGUAUGAAAUAAAAAUGGUAGAUACGAAUAAAUUUUUGCGAUGUAGCGUCCUUGGGUCUUGCUAUAUACAAUUCACUAUCCUUCAGAUGAUAACGGAUGGUUUUUGUCGUUUAAAAGACUACUUUAUAACAAUUUUAAACAAGUUUAGUAGUGUACCAUGUAAUUGCUGUCUGGUCAACGGUAGGCUGUCACAUUCCCAUUUAAAGCUAUGGAGUCAACUUCUGGGUAUGUGUUCCGUGGUUUUUUCAUUUGAAAUUCUGCCCUUUUCUUAAUUUUUUUUCGUGAUUUUGACGGAUUUCUGCAAUGAUCGUACAUGUUAAGCGAACCCUCGUACAGUUCAGCGACUUCACCUUGUACGGUUUAACAAAGGCAAUCUGUACAUCGAAAUUCAGUGUCCGACAUAUACUGCAGCACUUCAUGGCAUGGUACCAGCAUGGUGAUCCAAGUUCUUCUCGUCUCCAGUAACAUCCUAUCGGUAAUCAUCAAGGUUCAUAGAAAACGGAACAAAAAGGUAUAAGCAAACAACAAUUUGAAUGAUAGAAUUUACUUUCAAGAAACAAGUUGUUCUCCCAGCAACACAAAUGACUAAGGUAAGGAUAGGGAUGAUACACCAAUUGCCAUUUUGACGUUUUGUAUUCUGCCAUAGUGCAUCGCAUGUAUAUUUCAAACGUCAAGGGUUUGUUUGGAAAGAAAAGUCAUUUUUGGCUCACCGUUAGGGGAAUCUUUACGAUAGCCCUGUGUCCGUCGUCGUCGUCCGUCGUCGUCCGUAUCCUGUGUGGCACGUUUCUUAACCGCUUGUGCUCUGAACCUGAAACUUUGUAUACAUCAUGCUCAAGGUCAUAUGUACCCAGACACUGAAUUUUGCUCCGGUCUGAUUAUUGACAUUGCCACCAGGGGGCUAAAACCGAAAAGUUAAAAUGUGCAAUAUCUCAUUUAUUACUGAUUUGUUUUUGACAAACAUUUUAUGGUGGGUACCCCUAUCAAGGAUACAUCACAUAUCAUACGGGUUUUUGAUUUGACCUACUUACUUUUCAAGGUCACAGAGGUCAAACUCUAAAAUUUCACCGAUAGUGGCACGUUUUGUCUUUAUUCGUCCUAUAGUCUUUAAAUUUGGUAUGUAGACACCUGUUACGUAGCUCUACAUAUUGACAAAACAUCAGGUCGAUGUGGCAUACUUUUCAAGGUCACAGAGGUCAAAUGGUGUGAAUUGGCCGUUUGUGUGUAAAUAUGGCACGUUUCUUAACCACUAAAGCUAUGAACUUUAAAGGUUGGUACACAUGACCCCCUAGGUCAGAUGACAUGUGACACUGAUUUUCGGUCCAGUCUGAUUCUUUACUUGGCCACCAGGGGGCCAAAACCAAAAAAUUGAAUAGUGCCAUAUCUCGCUUAUUACUGAUUAGCUUUUGGUAAAAAUUUUAUGGUAGAUACUCCUAGCAAGGAUACAUCCCAUAUGAUACGGGUUGUUGAUUUGACAUACUUGUCAAGGUCACAGAGGUCAAAUAGAGUAAAUUGGCCAUUUGAGCGUAACUGUGGAACGUUUGUUAACCUCUUAGGCUAUGAACUUGAGACUAUGUACAAAGGACCCCCUAGGUCAUCUGACCUCUGACCCUGAAUUUCAGCCGGUGUAAUUCUCGACUUGGCCACCAGGGGGCCAAAAGUGAAAACCUAGAAAGUGUGAUAUCUCGCUUAUUAGUGAUUCGUUUUCAAUAACAUUUGUAUGGUAGGUUCUCCUAGCAAGGAUACAUCACAUAUCUUAUGAGUUUUUGAUUUGACCUGCUUUUCAAGGUCACAGAGGUCAAAUCGCGUAAAUUGGUUGUUUGAUUGUAACUAUAGCACGUUUCUUAACCACUAAAGCUAUGAACUUGAAAUUUGGUACACAUGACUCCCUACGUCAUGUUACCUCGGUCAGCGAAUUUCGAUCUGAUCUGGUACUCAACUUGGUCACCAGGAGGCCAAAACUAAAAUAGGUAAAAAGUGCGAUAUCUCGUCUAUUAGUGACUUGUUUUGAUGAUAUUCUGAUGGUACUUACUCCAAGCAACGAUACAUCACAUGUCAUACCGACUUUGGUUUGACCUAUAUACUAUACAUGUACAAUGUUUCUUAACCUGGAUGAAUUCCAAAGCACCAAAUAUCUAUACGGUGAGCACAAUGGCCUCUGGCCGUUUCAUUACACAUUUCCAGUGUUAAUUUUUUUACUAAAAGUAGGUCAUCGAGAUAUUUGGAGGGAAAACUUGGACCGGAAACAGGCACCUCUUCAACUUUGCACCAUCUUUCAAUGCAUUGCAUUUGUCAACUUUGAUUGCACUACUCUUGAAGAAAAAAAACGAUUUAUGGGUAAUUAUCACAUGGCAUGGCUGGCAAAAUGAUUAAUCUUUAAUUUCUACCAGUGUUUUUUAGUAUAUUAGCAUUUUAGGACCUUUCCCAGGUGGGACAAUAUAUACGACCUCAAUCAUAGCUGAUGGAGACCUUGCCACAGGCUGAUGAAGUAUUAAUGAUACAAGUACUGAAAUACUUUAGAAACAAAGCUUAAAAUCAAUAAAGUAGAAUGGCCAACUUUUGUUUCAAGCAAUUUUGCAUGGUUGGGAAGGCCUCUUCUGCACAACGCAUGCGCACUCACAAAACUCUUUCUGCACAUACUCAAAAUAAUUCUUUCACCCUAUAAAUAGCUUUUUACCACGUGUUGUUGAUUUAUC
Lineus longissimus is the source of this 10412-nucleotide messenger RNA. Its product is annotated as E3 ubiquitin-protein ligase UBR2-like. The coding region runs from base 42 to 5282 and encodes 1746 amino acids. The transcript has 41 exons. Gene Ontology annotation, biological process: ubiquitin-dependent protein catabolic process via the N-end rule pathway. NCBI's taxonomy places the organism in Eukaryota, Metazoa, Nemertea, Pilidiophora, Heteronemertea, Lineidae. The record is from RefSeq and is a predicted model, not a curated record. Gene Ontology annotation, molecular function: ubiquitin protein ligase activity; zinc ion binding.